Molecule: messenger RNA, 1492 nt
Organism: Artibeus jamaicensis (Jamaican fruit-eating bat)
Lineage: Eukaryota; Metazoa; Chordata; Mammalia; Chiroptera; Phyllostomidae
Gene: RNASEH1
Product: ribonuclease H1
Exons: 8
Coding region: 95-925 (276 amino acids)
Biological process (GO): DNA replication, removal of RNA primer
Molecular function (GO): RNA-DNA hybrid ribonuclease activity; nucleic acid binding; magnesium ion binding
Source: RefSeq, a predicted model, not a curated record
UCAUCUCUCCGCGCCGCCGCCGGGAGUUUGGUCCACACGUAAUGGCGGCGCGAAGCCCAGAGGGAAGAUGCUGGCCGGUCCCUGGCAGUGAGCGAUGACCCGACUCCUGGUCGCCGUGCAGAGAGUCGCUUUGGCAGCCGUGCGCUGCAGCAGCGGCAAGCCGGGCAUGUUCUACGCCGUGAGGAGGGGCCGCAAGGCCGGGGUCUUCCUGACCUGGGACGAAUGCAGAGAGCAGGUGGACCGGUUUCCCGCUGCCAGGUUCAAGAAGUUUGCCACGGAAAAGGAAGCCUGGGCCUUCGUCAGGAACUCUGGGAGCCCCCAAGAUUCUCGAGGGCAGAAAGAUGGAUGCGCACAGGAACCGAAAGCGAAAGCCAGCAAGCGCCCCCGGGAGCCUCUGGCCGCCGGUGAAGGGGAGGACUCGGAGCCGCAUGCAAAGCUCGGGAAGCCGGCCCCGGGGCCCACGGCACCUGUCGGCAAGGAUUCCUUCUCUUACAUGGGAGAACAUGUCAUCGUCUACACGGAUGGCUGCUGCUCCAGGAACGGGCGGAGGAGGGCGCGCGCAGGGAUCGGCGUUUACUGGGGGCCCGGCCACCCGCUAAAUGUAAGCAUUAGACUUCCUGGACGACAAACCAACCAACGAGCGGAAAUUCAUCCUGACGCCCGACCUUCUCUCCCAGGCGGCCUGCAGAGCCAUCGAGCAGGCGAAGGCUCAGAACAUCCACAAGCUGGCCCUGUACACGGACAGCAUGUUCACCAUCAACGGCAUCACUCACUGGCUGCAGGGCUGGAAGGAAAACGGGUGGAGGACGAGCGCCGGGAAGGAGGUGAUCAACAGGGAGGACUUCGUGGAGCUGGACAGGCUCGUCCAGGACAUGGACAUUCGGUGGAUGCAUGUUCCCGGUCACUCGGGAUUGGUGGGCAAUGAAGAAGCGGACAGACUAGCGAAGGAAGGAGCCAGGCAGCCUGAAGUCUGAGCGGAGUCCUGGCUGCGCCCGGAGACCUGGAGCCGGUGGCUGUGCCGUGGCCCCUGUGAGAAGUGGAGUGUGGGCGAUGGGGCCCCUGCCGCGUGGACUCGGAAAGGCAACUGGGUCCCAGGACUCCAUGUGGAAAAGCUGCUUCAGCGUGCUGUGGACUCAGUGUCCUCGGAGACCUAAGACGUGUUCAGCAUUUCAGCAUUGUGCUGUUCCGGGCUUGCUGCGGUUCUCAUUUGUUUCGUCGUAGUCGGCACGGGAACUUUCGGCUUCGUGCACUAAGGAUGUGCUGAUAAAAGGCUGGUUAAGCCGUGCAGACAACCCUGGGUGUGUCUGGAAGGUUCAUCUCCCCGCCACUUGGCAGGACCAAGUCCCAGGACUUGGGGCUUGGCCUGGAAGGAGGGGCUGGGCCUCACCGGGCUGGGCGCUGGGCGGACAUGCUCGCACGCGGCCCCGGUGCCUGACUGGCCUGUAGGGUCAGUCCCACUUACCAGUAUGUACCAAUAAAUCCUUCAAACUUG